Messenger RNA from Prosopis cineraria, 2634 nucleotides. Its product is annotated as two-component response regulator-like APRR2. Gene Ontology annotation, molecular function: transcription cis-regulatory region binding; DNA-binding transcription factor activity. The record is from RefSeq and is a predicted model, not a curated record. NCBI's taxonomy places the organism in Eukaryota, Viridiplantae, Streptophyta, Magnoliopsida, Fabales, Fabaceae. Bases 186 to 1853 code for a protein of 555 amino acids. Gene Ontology annotation, cellular component: nucleus. Gene Ontology annotation, biological process: positive regulation of DNA-templated transcription; phosphorelay signal transduction system. The transcript is spliced from 12 exons.
AACACAUCACUUGCACCUCUUCCACCCUUCUCCUUCCUUUGCUCUUUCUAUCCCCCCCCCCUCUCUCGUUCCUCUGUUCCUUCCCACGAAACAAAGAGGAGCAGCUAAUCUAAACUUCUAAAGCUGAGUGACGAAGAGGCAUUUUCUUUUAUACGGAAGGGGUUGAGAACGAUGCCAAACCAGCUAUGGUUUGUACGGCCAAUGAUUUACAAAGCUGGAAAGAUUUUCCCAAGGGACUUAGGGUUCUUCUCCUUGAUGGGGACACCAAUUCUGCUGCCGAUAUAAGAACAAAGCUCGAGGCCAUGGACUAUAUUGUUUCCAUAUUCUGCAACGAGAACGAAGCCUUGUCAGCAAUUUCAAGCAAACCUGAAGGUUUCCAUGUUGCCAUAGUGGAGGUUAAUAUGAGCAAUAACCAGGGAUGUUUCAAAUUUCUUGAGAAUGCUAAAGACUUGCCAACCAUUAUGACUUCAAACGAUCAUUGCCUCAGCACCAUGAUGAAGUGUAUAGCACUUGGUGCAGUUGAGUUCCUAAGCAAACCACUCUCUGAGGAAAAGCUCAGGAACAUCUGGCAGCAUGUGGUUCACAAGGCAUUUAAUGCUGGGGAAACUGUCCUGUCUGAAUCACUGAAACCCGUCAAAGAAUCUGUAGUAUCAAUGUUGCAGCUCCAAAGAGACAACAAGGAACAUCAAAGUAAAAUCACAAUAGAUUUAGAGAAGAUAUCGAGGUAUAGUGAAAAUGACAAUGAGCUGUCAGCUGGGAGUGACAAUAAAUACCCAGCUCCUUCAACACCGCAAUUAAAACAGGGGGCUAGAUUACUGGAUGAUGGAGAUUGCCAUGAACAGACUCAUUGCUUGACUGGAAAAGAAAGCGGAGAGCUGGACGGGGAAACUAAAUCUGUCGAAACUACAUGUGGUAAUUCUAACUCUGAGGGCGCUACACCUCAACCAAGUAAGCUUGAAAUGACCCUAAUCAAGAAGGAAGAGGACUUUGCCAAUGGUUCUAAGAGUGAGAGUGAUAUUUCUCCAAAUAAUCAUGAUGGAAAUUUUGUUAGCAGCAAUGAUGAUAGCACUGCAUCUCCGAACAAAGUAGAUGUUCACAGUGAUACAUGUGAGAUCACAGCUAAUAAAAAGAAAUCAAAGAAGAUGAAGGUAGACUGGACGCCUGAACUGCACAACAAAUUUGUUCAGGCAGUGGAACAACUAGGUAUUGAUCAAGCCAUACCUUCUCGAAUAUUGGAGCUAAUGAGAGUAGAGAAUUUGACGAGGCAUAAUGUGGCUAGCCAUCUUCAGUUUUUUGUCAAACAGAAAUAUAGAAUGCACAAGAGACAUAUCUUGCCCAAGGAAGAAGAUCGAAGAUGGUCAAAUCAAAGAGAUAUAGUGCAAGGGAACUAUUAUGUACCAAGGCCAAUUAUGGCCUUUCCUCAAUAUCAUGCUAAUCACACCUUAUCUCCAGCUCCUUUGUAUCCUAUAUGGGGACAGCCGGGCGGACAACCGGCUGGUGUACAGAUGUGGGGCCCAUCUAACUAUCACCUAUGGCAGCCUUUUCCAGGGAUGCAUGCGGAAGCAUGGGGUUGCCCUGUGUUGCCACCUUCUCAAAAUCUUUGUUUUUCCCACACUCAACAUCUGCCUGGAUUGCACAAUGCUAAUAAUGUUGAGUAUAACUCUAGCAUGCCUCCAAGUUCGUUAGAGCACCAUCCGGCAGAUGAAGUUGUUGACAAGGUUGUAAAAGAGGCAAUAAGCAAGCCAUGGCUACCCUUGCCCUUAGGCCUCAAACCUCCUUCCACAGAUAGUGUGUUGGCUGAACUCUCUAGGCAAGGCAUAUCCACCAUCCCUCAUGGUUCUAAAUUUAUAUAGCCAGCCGCUGAUGUGGCCACUGAGUCCCACCGAUGUUGACUCUGAUGGCGACAAAAUUUGAUGUUCUGGCUGGCACGAGAACUGCUAUUUUUCACAACAGGCAAUUCAGUUGAUGCCCCCCAAGUUACUGUAAUUUUCUUUUCCCUCAAAUUUGAGAUCCGAAGUUAAUGAAUUGGUUAGGAGAUGGAAGUCGGGACCAGCGCACCUUGCCUGGUCCCUGGCGAACCAACAACCAGUGAGGUUUCCACCAAGCUGAUGAUGGGAAGCCACAGUUGAAGAACAAGAAUGGACAUGGAUCCUAUCCUAUCCUAUCCUAUCCGUUGCUUUUUUGCUGGAAUAAAAAGCUCAUAUUGCAGUGGGAGACACCCGUGAGGCAAAAUGGGCGUCCCAGAAGUGGCCACGUGGUUGUUGAUACUUCCACCAUGUUUGUUUUGAUGAUGGGUUUGUAUCUGAGUCGUGAAUGCACAACUUUUGCGGCAAAAAGUGUAAGUCAGCGCAAAUGACAGGCUAAAAGGUGCAUGAAUGAGAGGAUGGCGUGGGGCGGGGCUAGUAUUAGACGUAGAUGUAGUGGAGGGGGUAUCUAAUAAUGGAAACAGUGGCGCUUUUGUUUUCUUCACCCCUUUUAUGGGGUAUGCUACAGUGACAUAUGCUGCUCUGCUGUUUUGUGAAUAGUAAUGAGCGCAAUCCCGACGGAAGCUGACCAUUUCAUUUUGCAUCUAUGUUCGCUUCAAAACAGAAUUCAGGUAAAAGCCUUCAUUUGCCGGCUUGCCGCUUUGGGUUA